This is a messenger RNA of Balaenoptera musculus (blue whale), 3165 nucleotides long. It is a transcript of the gene AP5Z1, whose product is annotated as adaptor related protein complex 5 subunit zeta 1. Bases 321 to 2885 code for a protein of 854 amino acids. Gene Ontology annotation, cellular component: AP-5 adaptor complex. The record is from RefSeq and is a predicted model, not a curated record. Lineage: Eukaryota; Metazoa; Chordata; Mammalia; Artiodactyla; Balaenopteridae. The transcript is spliced from 13 exons.
UCAGGGACGAGGAGCUGGGGAAGCUCUGUACCCGGGUCUGUGCGCUGCUGCAGAAGGAGGACUGGGGUCCCGACGCCCUGGACGCCCUGCGGAGGCUCUUCCUCAUCGUCUCGGCCACAAAAUACAGCAGGAGGUGCGCGCAUGUGUCCCUGGGGCAUGGCGGGGAGGGGGGGCGCUGCCUGCCCCGGCCCGUCCCUGCGGGGUGACGCGCCCCUCCCCCCAGGCUGGGGAAGCCUUGCGUGGCGCUGCUGCAGAGCACCCUCUGCUCGCCCGCCUGCCCCGAGCAGCUCCAGCUCCUCUGCGCCGCUGUCCUGAGAGAGAUGGCACCCUCCGACAGCCUGAGCCUCUCCUGCGACCACAUCCAGAACACGCGGCAGCUGGGCCUCGUGGCCUCUGUGCUCUUGGCCCAGGGUGACCAGCAGCAGGUCAGGAGCUUGGGCCAGCGCGUCCUCAAGGUCCUGGAGAGCCGGCAGCCCGAGGGGCCCAGCCUGAGGCACCUCCUCCCUGUCGUGUCCAAGGUCACCAGCCUGGCCCCGGACGCCCUCCACGAAGAGCAGACCAGGGCGCUCAGCAAGCGGCUGGGGGACUGGCUCCGCUACGCCAGCGUCCAGCAGGGGGUCGCCCACUCCUCCGGGGGCUUCUUCUCCACGCCCAGAGCCCGGCAGCUGGGCCCUGUCACCGAGGUGGACGGGGCAGUGGCCACAGACUUCUUCACCGUGCUGUCCACGGGCCAGCGCUUCACGGAGGACCAGUGGCUGAACGUGCAGGCCUUCUCCAUGCUGCGGGCCUGGCUGCUGGACAGCGAGCCUGGGGGCUCCGGCGCCCCGGAUGCAGACGACAAGUCGGAGCUGGAAGGCUCCACCCGGUCCGUGCUCUCGGCCACGUCCACCGCCAGCCACCUGCUGCCGCCCCAGGAGUGGCUGCGGGAGAAGGCCUUCGAGUACUGCCAGCGCCUGCUCGAGCAGAGUAACCGGCGAGCCCUGAGGAAGGCAGACUCAGACCUGCAGAAAGCAGUGAGUGCCCGGCGGGCGGGCGGGCGGGCGGGCGCUCGUUCGCUCGCUCAGCUCCCUCUGAGCGGCCUCCUCGGGUCCCCGCAGUGUCUGGUGGAGGCCGUGCUGGUGCUGGACGUGCUCUGCCGGCAGGACCCCUCCUUCCUGUACCGCACCCUCUCCUGCCUGAAGGCCCUGCACACGCGCCUGCGUGGGGACCCAGCCUGGGUGCGGGCGCUGCUGCCCGUGGCCCAGUUCUUCCUGCACCACGGGGAGGCGGCCGCAGUGGACGCAGAUGCCGUCUACCAGCACCUCUUCAGCAGGAUCCCCGCUGAACAUUUCCACAGCCCGAUGCUGGCCUUCGAGUUCGUCCAGUUCUGCAGGGACAGCCUGCCUCUGUUUGGCAGAAACCUUGGCGUUCUCAGGACAAGCUUCCCCAACCUCUUCAAGUUCCUGGCUUGGAACAGCCCGCCCCUCACCUCCGACUUUGUGGCGCUCCUCCCGUCCCUGGUCGACGCAGGGACGGCCGUGGAGAUGCUCCACCUGCUGCUGGACCUGCCUUGUCUGACCGCAGCCUUGGACCUGCAGCUCAGGUGGGCCCCUCUUCUGACCGCAUCUGCCCUGUCCCCGCCCCUCCUUGCCCCCGGCCGCUCCUGCUCUCUCCCAAGCAGAGCGUCUCUCUGCACCUCUUCGCCGCCCCCUGACGGCAGCCCCGGAGCCCAGCCUGUCUUUCACUCAGCCGUGCAGCCUCCCAGGCCCUUUCGGGUCAGCCUGCAGCUCCUGGCUGGGUCAGGGCACCGUGAUGUUACGGUGACAUCCACUCUAGUCUCUCCCUGGCCAGUGGGUACCGUGAGGGCAGGGGCCGAGUCCAGCUUCGGCUGGCCUGGGCCAGAGCCCACAUCCGAGCCCAGCCUCGGGAGUCUCUCUGCUCACAGGUCGCUGCAGGCCGCGUCCGAGAGGCCGCCCUGGGACGUCUCCAUCAGGGCCCCCGGCUGCCUGGAGGCCUUCCGGGACUCGCAGGCCCAGGGUCUCUUCCAGCACCUGCUGCGUGCCCAGGCCAGCGGGACCGUGGAGAGGUUGACGCCGCUCUACCGGCUGCUGCAGCCCCUGGCCGGCUGUGCCCGGGUGGUCCAGUGCGCCGAGGCCGUGCCCACCCUGCUCCGGGCGUUCUUCUCAGCGGUGACACAGAUUGCUGACGGGGCCCUGGCCAGCCAGCUGGCACUGCUGCUCCUGGAGCGAAGUGACUCGCUUUACCAGGUCCCGGGGUACGAAGCCGGUGUGCACAGGGUGCUGAGCUCCCAGUUCCCGGCCUUGUGCAAGCUGCAUCCCCCGCUGGUGGUCGAGCAUGCGAAGGAGCUGCUGGAGUUUGUGGGCGGCCCCCGCAGCGGCGGGCACGUGCUCACGUCCGUGGUGUGGGCCAUCGGCGAGUACCUGUCGGUGUCCUGGGACCGGCGGUGCACCGUGGAGCAGAUCAACAACUUUUUCGAAGCCCUGGAGGCCCUGCUCUUCGAGGUCACCCAGUCGCGGCCCUCCACCACCCUUCCCAAGUGUCCUCCGCAGGUCAUCACCGUGCUCAUGACCACACUGACCAAGCUGGCCUCCCGGAGCCAAGACCUGAUUCCCAGGGUCUCCCUGCUCUUGUCAAAGAUGAGGAGCCUGGCCCAGAGCCCAGCCACGGGCUCCAUGCCCGGUGAGGAGGACGCGGGAGCCGUCCGCACGCGGGCCACCGAGCUGCUGAACCUGCUGAAGAUGCCCAGCGUGGCCCAGUUCGUGUUCACGCCCAGCGUGGAGGUGUCCGAGCCCCGCUAUCACCGUGACACCAACACAGCCCUGCCCCUGGUCCUGCGCACGGUCAGCCGGCUGGUGGAGAGGGAGGCGGGCCUCCUGCCAGGGUGAAGGGACCAGGUAGACGCCAGGCCGGGCUGCGGGUUGGGAGCCUGGUAUUACCAGCCGUGGCUUCAGUGGUCAGGGAGGCUGUCACAGUCUCAGCCUUUGGCCUCUGUCUUUAUCUUAACCCCUUUCUCUCGUGACCACAGUGAGCUGUGUGGUGACACAGCACUGAUUCUCGGCUUCAGCCCAUCUUGGGACGGGGUGGAAGCUGCUUGGUUUGUGUCUUGCUGGUCCUUGUUUGGGGGCAAGAAGAGAGACGGCGAAAAUAAAUCUCCUUUGCAAAAUG